UUCAGUCAAAAGGAUCUCGGGAAAUUUAUUCUGUUGCUGCCGUUCACGUUCUUUAAGAUGAGCCUGCCACAAAUGGUGAGGUACUGGUAUCCAAACAGGACAGAAGACCUUGUGGAUCUGAUGGUGGAUGAACUUGGUCAUCAGUCUGUGGAGGCGACCAUGGAGGUUUUAACAGACAUGAACAGACCUGAUCUGAUGCUGAGGCUGUCAGAGAGCAGCUCAGGACGAAAAACUGAAAGAAGUUCAGAGCUUGAAGGUUGUCAGAGCCUGACGCAGGACUGCAGUGAUUGGACUAAACUUGAACCUGAGGUGAACAGUACAGAUGCAGACGAGGCUCCAACUUACAGCCUUCAGUCUGCAGCAGGACACUUUGAAUGCAGAGUGUCGGGCUUGCGCUGGGUCUGUAAGGGAAAGACCAGCUUUCAGUACCAGUUUAGAUCUUGGGAGGGACACAUGGAGAGGAUGGAGAGCAGACAAUACAUGCCUGCAGGUCCUCUGAUGGACGUCACAGUCACUGCUGGGAAGUUAAAUGAAGUUCACCUGCCACACUGGAUCUGCAUCGAUGACAUCCCUGACAUAUUGGACACGUUUGCAGUCCUUCACAUAGAUGACUGUGGAGAUGUUGUGGAAAAAGUGUCUGAGGUCACACCAACACAUGUCAAGUUAACUGAACCGAUUUUCUCUCCGAGAGCGGUCCUGAUGAAACUCGGCGUUCCUGUGAAAAUCGGCUGCAACGUGUUGAUCUAUCAGACCAACACAGCUUUCCUCACACUGCAUGUUUAUCUGAUCCCACGUGAUCCUGGGCUACAGCAGGUAAUGAAGCAGAGGGAAGUGCCCCAUGGAUACAAAGCUAUCCUGAAGCCAGAUCCAGAGAAGUCCUUGAAAAUUCUUGAUCGUUUCACACUAACAGCAGAUGUGGAUGGUGCAGAAAUCUGUCCUGAAGAUUUAAAGCUCAGAUAUCCAAGUGGAAAGCCAAAUUUCUUUGAAGUUUACACUGAAAAUCCAGAUGGAAACUUCCACCUUAAACUCACAUCAAAAAAAGAUCUUCAGCCAGUAUGGACCUGUACAGUUCGAAAAGCCGAAUACCAAAGCACUGAUCAAGCACAAGCUGCAGGAUCCUCAGUGGGAGCAGCUGCUGUCAGCUCUCAGUCGGCUGCUGCAGGAUCCUCAGUGGGAGCAGCUGCUGUCAGCUCUCAGUCGGCUGAGGAAAACACUGUGGACAAACAUCUGUCUGCACAGAUGCAGAAAGUGUUAACAGUCCAAUCAGACAGAGAGCGGAUUAUGGAAAUAUUAGAACAUCUGGAAAAGAAGGACCUUAAAAAGUUCAAGUGGCUUUUGGUGGAGCUCAAACCCAUCCCAAAGAGCGAACUGGAGGAUGCCAACAUCUGUGACCUGGUGGAUCUGAUGUUCGGGGCCUACACCCAACAUACUGUGGAGGUGACCAAGGAGGUUUUUAGGAAAAUGAACAGGAAUGAUCUGGUGCAGAAGUUGUCAGACACGAGCUCGAGAUCCAAAGACUGACAUCAACGUGAUGCUGAGAUCAGGUCUGUGGGUCUGACCAUCUGCUGCAGGACUCUUUAUGUCUCUGACUCUCUGUUCGGGCUCGCUGUCCUGCUGCAGGAUAGAUGCGUCACUCUUAGUCCUGGCGAUGGAUCAGAAUCUGUAUUUUAACAUUCGUGAGAUUCUAAACCUCAAACUCCAGAGUUGCAGCUGUGAACCUGCACAGAGCCUCCAUGAUGUUUCCCUUUUACCUGCACACACCUGAUCCAGACAGCGAGCAAAGCAACAUCUGUGUGAAUCUACACAGCAUGGCUUUGAUUUGGUGCUUGCUGCAUGAACUGAUCAACUCUGAUAAAUUAUUAUAUUUUCACUGGUGACAUGGGGCUAAAAAUAUGAUCAGAUUUAUCCACAUGUUUUCUUUAUUAAUGUGACAAUGUUGGUAUCUGUGGCUGUGUGGACGAUGAGAGGAAAUGUAAAAAGAAAUGAAUUUGUUUUAGUGGUUUUGUUUGUUUUUUGUUACUCAUAUGUAGAAUGACUGCAUCCUGAAGCACGGAGAGAUGAUUUUACAGUGAGUUCCUAUAUCUUCUGUCAUAGCAGCACAUUCAGUUUUUUCUAGCAGUACAGUGUGUGACAGACUUUACAGAGUUCCUGUUGUGCUUUUCUUCGUUCAUAUUCUUCAUAUUUCAUAUAAAUAUUGUUGUUUGAUGCUCAUAUUGAACAUGAUCUUUUUCCCUCUUCUUGUGGUCGUUGCUCCGUCUGGAGGAGAAAAGUUUCAGGACCAACUGGGUGAAGGUUUGACGUUACUGAGGAUUACAACACGUCUGUUUGUCAUAUUUUAAUCAAUGAGAAUUUUUUAAUUGGAUAAACAUUUGAGAAUUUGAUACUGUCAUGUAUGUGUUUGUUUUUUUGCUUUUUUACUAAUUAUUUUCAAAAUAUUCUUUUAUCUGAUAUAAAGAACUUUAAACCAAUCACUGCCUUGUUUGUCAAAGCUGCUGUACAAAUAGCUACAACAGUGAUGUCUGUUUACUGUAAGACGGUCAUUUUAAAAUGUUUUCUUAAUUUUAAAAACUAGAAUAAUCACCUCUGAA
Molecule: messenger RNA, 2588 nt
Organism: Maylandia zebra (zebra mbuna)
Lineage: Eukaryota; Metazoa; Chordata; Actinopteri; Cichliformes; Cichlidae
Source: RefSeq, a predicted model, not a curated record